ACUUGAGCGGAGAAGAACUGUCCGGCCUCAAUUAGUAUUCACACGAGAGCAUUGAUCGCUUCAAGGUCUCGCUGCACUCUUCAGACAGUUGUAAUACAGGUUUUUUGUUUAGGGAAUAGAAGGAACGUUUGCGGCAACGCCGGCCUAAACAGGAAUAAGAUUCUCGCUUUCAUUCGGUGAGAGGAUCAUCGAUGAAUGAGUAACAUGUGUAGGAAAUUCAGACAGUUAAUUCUAUUACUUCUUGUGUUUGUUUGUGUACUUGGUAUUAUUGUGGUUGUUUCUGUGAAACAUGUGAUGCAUCGCGAUGGGGGAGGGCAAGUACAGUACGAUAAAAUUGCAAUGCGCGAGUUGGAAGCGCGAAAUAGCAGGAGAAUACGAAAACUUGAAGAGACGUGUAAAAGUUAUAAUUUGGGAUUUUAUCAAGUGGAAGCACAGAGGGAGAUGAUAAAAUAUCCGCCAGCACCUCAAUAUUCAGUAUUUUACAUCGACACAAUUCAUAAAAUAUCGUACUGCCCGAUCUACAAAGCCGGCUCGACAACAUGGCUGCACAAUCUUUGCCUUCUGAUGAACAUAUCCGAGACUGAGCUGAGAAAAACCAAAGAUCAGAUAUCGACAAUAGCCCGACGCCUAAUACCCGAGAUGGAUUAUCCGGAAGCCGAGGAGGUCGUUGAAAAUACAAUGCCAAACAAGUACCCUUUCUUCGCAUUCACCACUUUCCGCCCCCAAAGUCAACUGUUUCCACAUAUCAAUUUCUUCAUCUUCUUUCUUUUCUUUAUCCUCCAGGCGAUGAGGGAUACCACAAAAUUUCUGGUCGUUCGCCAUCCCUUCGAGAGACUGUUGAGUGCUUAUCGGGACAAACUCGAGAACUCGAUGGCAGGGAGGGAGCAUGGUACACUGCAUUUUUAUCGGAAAUACGGAGCUACGAUUGUCCAGAAAUACCGAGAUGACAGUUUUAUACCCCCGAGGGAGGAUCAAGUUAUCCACCGAGAGGGUGUUUCAAGGCCCACCGGUAUAGAGCCAACUUGGCGAGAAUUUGUUGAGUAUCUAAUUGACACUGAUUUAGGAAGUUAUGGGGACGAUCACUGGAUGCCGUACUAUCUCUAUUGCACCCCCUGUUCCGUUAAUUACACAAUCAUCGCAAAGGUGGAGACCUUGAACGAUGAUCAGACCUUCGCAAUUCAGCGGAUGGGAUUGGCCAGCAAGAUAAAACCCAUGUGGAGGCACAGUGGAGGCCAAUCAGAUGCCUCGAGUGUCUAUUUCAGUCAAUUAACACCUGAUCACAUAACUCAGCUGUACGAGAAGUUUAAACUGGACUUCGAGAUGUUCGAUUACACUCCAGACAGCUACUACCAAUACUCAGAGGACAUUUAAUGAGUUAUCAAUGAGGAUUGGAUAAUGGUGGGAUUACAUUGUCCCAGUGGUGAUCUGUAGGGGUGAAUUACCCCGUUUGAAGCAUUAAAAUAAUGUUUAAGAAUAAAAAAUGUCCGCCCGUCUUGGUGUUUCACAAACUUUCGAGUGGGCAAAAUGGGGUGGGGUUGAAUGGGGCGGUGAAAUCGAUCGACCCAGUUUACUGUCCGGCUUUAUAUCAAAGCGAUCUCGGCCGAACUUUGAAUGAAGUAUUCGAGAUAUGGAUUUCGUAUGCGAUUGUCAUCAUCGUCGCAUGCCUCAACCAUUCAACAUUUCGAAGUAGUGUGAUUUAUUCUCCGUCGUUACACCCUGAAUACCAUGAAUAUGAUGGAUUCAACUACCGCGAGAUCAUUAUCGAGACUAUUAUUGAAUUAGGACAGUUUCGAAAUUUUCAAGUUGGGCUAAUGAAAGAUAUUUAUAUUCCAUCCGAUAGGUGGGAGAAUUUCCGAUUCAAAACACGAGUGUUGAAUCCCUUUUGCCCCUAUUAUUGCUCAGAUAUUUUUAAUAUAUUGUUGUCUCAGGGAAAUAGCCCCUGAAUAUCUCGACUGCUAUCGGAUGAAGAAGGGCCUGGGACCAGUGCAUGGGAAUU
Molecule: messenger RNA, 1996 nt
Organism: Diachasmimorpha longicaudata
Lineage: Eukaryota; Metazoa; Arthropoda; Insecta; Hymenoptera; Braconidae
Product: carbohydrate sulfotransferase 11-like
Exons: 5
Coding region: 196-1371 (391 amino acids)
Biological process (GO): carbohydrate biosynthetic process
Cellular component (GO): membrane
Molecular function (GO): sulfotransferase activity
Source: RefSeq, a predicted model, not a curated record